AUGUCAGAUUCCAACACAAGUGCCUUCACCAACCCCUCCACCUUCAUCCUGCAGGGCAUCCCUGGCUUGGAGACAUCCUACACAUGGAUCUCCAUCCCCUUCUGCACCAUGUUCGUCAUAGCCAUCUUGGGGAACUUCACCAUCAUGUUCAUUGUGAAGACGGAACAAAGCCUCCAUGAGCCCAUGUACUAUUUCCUCUGCAUGUUGGCCGUCACUGACCUGGUUCUGUGUACGUCUACCAUGCCCAAAACACUGAGCAUCUUCUGGUUCAAUUCCAGGGAGAUCGAUUUCAAUGCCUGCCUUGCCCAGAUGUACUUCAUUCACUGCUUCUCAUCGAUGGAGUCUGGGAUCCUUGUGGCCAUGGCGUUGGAUCGCUAUGUGGCCAUCUGUGAUCCCCUGAGACAUUCCACUGUCCUGACCAACCGGGUGGUGGCCAAGAUCGGCCUGGCUGUGGGGCUGCGCAGUGGUAUACUCGCGCUGCCCUAUCCUUUCGUAACAAGGCAGUGGCCUUAUUGCAGAACCAACAUCAUCCCUCACUCGUACUGUGAACACAUCGCCGUGGUGAACUUGGCCUGCACCGACACCCGAGUUAGCAGUUACUACGGCCUCUUUGUGCUCUUCUCUGUGAUCGGUGUGGAUGUCAUUUUUAUCUUUGUGUCCUACACUCAGAUCCUCAGGGCCAUCUUCCGCCUCCCCACCAAGGAGGCCCGGCUGAAGACUUUUGGGACCUGCGGCUCCCACAUCUGCGCCAUCUCAGCUUUGUACAUCCCAGAUUUCUUCUCCUCGCUCACGCACCGGUUUGGCCACAACGUGCCCCUUAGUUUCCUCAUUCUCUUCGCCAACGUGUAUCUCCUGGUACCCCCCAUGCUACACCCCAUCGUCUAUGGGAUGAGGACCAAACAGAUCUUGGACAGGUUGCUUCGACUGUUUACAUUUAAAGAAACCUAA
Pelodiscus sinensis (Chinese soft-shelled turtle) is the source of this 948-nucleotide messenger RNA. Its product is annotated as olfactory receptor 52R1-like. Gene Ontology annotation, biological process: G protein-coupled receptor signaling pathway. Lineage: Eukaryota; Metazoa; Chordata; Testudines; Trionychidae. Gene Ontology annotation, cellular component: plasma membrane. The record is from RefSeq and is a predicted model, not a curated record. Gene Ontology annotation, molecular function: G protein-coupled receptor activity; olfactory receptor activity.